AUGAUUGGAAAGGACUUUAGGCAUGAGGUUGAUUUGCUAGUUAAUCUUCUCCAUCCGAAUAUAGUGCAAUUCUUAGGAGCUGUAACCGAAAGAAAGCCCCUUAUGUUAAUCACCGAAUACUUACGCGGGGGAGAUCUUCAUCAGUACCUCAAGGAAAAGGGUGGUCUUACUCCAGCCACUGCUGUCAACUUUGCUUUGGAUAUCGCAAGAGGAAUGACAAUCUUCAUAAUGAACCUAAUGUUAUCAUUCACCGUGAUCUUAAACCAAGGUUCAGGAUUGUUCAAGAAGAAAGGUUUUAAAGGAUUGUCCGCUGAUGCAGGGCAGUCUGCAAAGACUUUUGCUGUUUUGUCUGGAGUACACAGUUUGGUUGUUUGCCUUCUGAAACAAUUGCGAGGGAAAGAUGACGCCAUUAAUGUUGGAGUUGCUGGCUGCUGCACCGGUCUCGCUCUUAGUUUCCCUGGUAUUGAACAUGAUGUGUGUUCUAGUUUGUUGAGUUGUAACUCUGAAGCUGCUUCAGGUUCAAACGUUGGGACUAAACGUGUUCAGAGAUGA
Molecule: messenger RNA, 552 nt
Organism: Eruca vesicaria subsp. sativa (arugula)
Lineage: Eukaryota; Viridiplantae; Streptophyta; Magnoliopsida; Brassicales; Brassicaceae
Source: the annotation of a GenBank genome assembly